AUGCGGUCUUUGCUACAGCAUUUUGUUAUUGCAUGUUGGGCAGCCACAUGCCACGCCCAAUUCGGCGUUCAAAAUGAUAGGUCAGUCCUGAACAUUAACAACGAAUUCUCAGGGGUCUGCUACACCUAUGUCUCGGUUUAUCCCGUCCUCGCAGACUACAUCACCGUCACAAAGCCUUACAGAGGUUCAGUAACAGCUCUGUACACUGUUCCUCCGCAGGGCAAUGAGCCUGGUAUUGUUAUUGUUGAGCAGCCGGGUGGUUCGUCGGCGCCUGAGAAUGUGGUUAUUCCUGCGACGGAUGAUAGGGAGUAUGUUAUUAUUAUAAGGCCGUAUACGGGUGACAGGCCCAUUUCUGCGCCGGUUACGCAGGUUGUUCCACCGAGAGAUGGGAGGCCGGGACAGAUUAUUAUUGAGACACCAGAAACUCUUGGGGCGGAUGCUACGUUGGGUGUUUUGUCGCCUGUGACGUUGGAGCCGCAGGAUUCGACUGGUUAUGUUACUGUGCUGCAGCCUAUUUCUGGCACGCUUGCAUCACUUCAGCUGGUUACCAUUACACCAACUGGCACGAAUCGAGGAUCCGUCAUUAUUAAUGUCCCCGCUUCAUCGAUUAAUGGCUCACCGCAGGGUAUUACUCUCCAGCCCGCCUCAGCAGGCGAUUAUGUCACCGUGAUUGAGCCCGCUGGCGUUUCAUUCACUGGUACGACCCCAAUCAGAAUUACUGUCGCGCCGAGCGGCGACAGGCCCGGCACCAUCAUCAUCCAAACACCGGUACCCGGAACAUUGGCCCCUUUGAGUCUUGUCAAUCCGGCUACCAACCCCUUGAGUUCUCUCGGUCUUCUCGCUGGUCAAACGAUUACUCUUCAACCGACAGAUGCGACUGGUUACGUGACCGUCAUCGAGCCCGCCGAGGGAAGCGUUACUCCGACAGCGCCAAUUCGAACGACGAUUCCUCCGACAGGAACGAAGCCCGGUACUGUUCUCAUUCAGACUCCUCCCGGAGGUGUUAAUGGAAGGCCUGCUGGUGCGCCAGUUACUGGUGAGGGUGGUACAGCGUUCCCGCCUACGCGCACUCGUCCUGAGGGAGCGGUCUCGUACACAACUAUUACUCGAGGUGUGCCCAACGGAUUCGGUGGCUCUGGAUCAGGAUCAGGUUCUGGGUCCGGGUCUGGCGGUGGCUCCGCUGGCGGUGCGAACGGCGGUCAAGAUGGAACUGAUCAGAAUGACGACGAGUUCGACUUUGGUGGUGUUCAAGGAAGACCCGGUGGAUCCCAGGGUGGUGAUGAAGGACCACGACAGACCCUUACCAUCCCUCCCGAGGGCGGAAACCCUGGUACUGUCCUUGUCUUGACACCCGAUGGUGAUGGCAAUGCCCAGGCCACGACUGGAGGAUCUGCCGGCAACCAAGGCGGCUCAGGUAGCGGCUCUGGUGGUUCCUCUGGCGGAAGCAACCAAGGAGGAAGUGGCUCGAAUACCGGGGGCUCAAGCUCAGGCUCAGGCUCUUCGUCCGGAUCUGGAACAGGAUCUGGCUCCUCAGGCUCCGGCCAAGGGGGAAGCUCUAGCAACGGAGGUUCCAGCAACAAUGGCGGUGGAGAGUCUGGUAGCGGAGGUACCCAAGGCAAUGGCUCUGGAUUCCAAGGUGGCGACGGCGACGACUCAUCUGGAAAUGGCUCAUCAGGAUCAGGUACUGGAAACACCUCCGGCAAUGGUGGCCGACCUGGUGAUGAUGACGGCGAUACCUCUGGUGACGGAUCAUCAUCAGGCUCAGGCAGCGAAGGUACCGCUGGAAAUGGAGGAGGCCGACCAGGUGACGACGACGAUGACACCCCAAACAACGGUGGCUCAGGCGACUCUGGAGCUGGAGGCUCUGGCAGCGGCCAAAGCAGAAGCAGUACGCGAUCUGCUGGCUCCUCUCAGAACACUGGAAGCGCUUCCAAUGGCGGCUCAGAUGACGGCGACGACCCUCUCAAAGGUGGUACUCAAGGAGGUAACGGCUCAGAAGGUGAUGACAUCGACGAUGAUGAUGAGAAUAGUUCAUCCUCAAGACGCACUUCCCAAACUUCGACCUCAACUCAGUCGCCGAUCAUUCGAACGACACCCACAACCUAUGUCGUUACAUCUAGCAACACAGUCAUCACUAUCACCGCCGACGUCGUCCAAACUCUCACCAACGACCAGUCCACAGCAACUCGCCGCUCAACAAGCACCGGAUCAAGCAGCAUCAAUGGUGAACUCGAGGGGUUUGGUAGUGGUAGUCAAGGCCCUGCAGACAGCACGAGCUUCACAAGGGCUGGUAACAGCCGGACUACCUCUGACGCCGAAGAGGAUGCUACUACUAUUCUGACGAAUGCGCCGCCUCAAGUCAAUCCCGACCCGGCUGCUUCAUCCUCGGGCUUUACUAACACGGUUGAUACGGCUAUGCGACCUGGUGGCAGUGGACAGAGUAGUUGGAGCUCCAGUAGGACUACAACGAGCGGUCAAAGCACAAGGUCUUCGGCUGGUGGUGAAGAGGGCGGCUCGGAUGAGACUGAUGCUGCAUCGUCCACCACUCGACCGUCCACUUCGGCUGGUGGAAGCGGUUCUGGCUCAGCAUCUUCAGGUUCGAACCAGGGUGCGACCGGUUCCCAGGCUGCCGGCAGCUCACAGUCCGCUUCGACACAAUCGACUACAUCUUCCUCUUCGACUAGACCUCUCACAGGCGAACCUGCCAAUCUUGGAAGCGGCUCUAGCGCUGUUGGACAGAGUACCACAUCGACUUCAGCACAAGGAAGUGGUUCAGCUUCAGCAUCCAGCGCAUCAGGCUCUUCAAGCUCUCAGUCUGGAGCUUCAACUUCGCCCGGCGCAAACACUAGACCCGGCGACGAAACAGUGAGUCAAGGGUCUUCCACUACAUCUUCUCGGCCUUCAACCACAACUUCAUCGUCAUCCUCGGCUUCGACACGGAUUACUACCACUACUUCACAAGAGGUUAUCAUCAUCGACACGCUCGUUGGCUCACAAAGCGUCGCUGAGUCGGAUCGUGUGCCACAGGGCGACGAGGAGACAUCUUUUACUCGCGGAACAACGAGCGCGACGACUGGUACCACUGCUGGCGAUGAUGACGAAGAAUCUGCGACAUCUGCUGGAGCCUCAAGCGCUACUGCGUCGAGUUCUGGUGCGUCGAAUGCUGGCAGCCAGACUACCUCUCAAGCUGCUGGGUCUCCCAUCACUGGAGAUGACGAUGAAGAUGAUACAGAGUCUUCUUCCACCCAAACGGGGCUUACUGGACAGCCUGCUGGUGGCGCUGGUACAUCGACUGCUGGUGAUGAUGAGGAUGAUGAGGCUACUACAGUGCUUUCUAAUGCACCGCCAAUUGUUGUUCAGCCAACUGAUGGAACUGCAUCUAACGGCUCUGAUCUUGAUGAUACAGCCACUGCUUCUGACGACGAAGCUUCGGCGACAGGGUCCACCGGUACCGCGACUGGGGAUGAUGACACUCCUCAGUCAACAGGCGCUGGCUCAGGUGACGAUGAUGACGAUGAAGAGGACCCCAGUGCGACUGGCACCGCUGGCCCUCAGGAUCCCGAAGCUGGAGAAACUGCCUCAGCGACAGCUACAGACGGAGCUGAAGAGACUGGCACAGAUGAGGAUGACGACGAUGUCAGCUUGAUCAGUCCUCAGAUGCCUGUUCCCACUAGACCCUUACCCAGUAUUUCUGAUAGCCUAUCUGCUACAGAUGAUGAUGACCUUGCUACUGAGAUUGGAGAAACUGCCACAGACGACCCCAAUAUUGAAGCUAGCGUAACCGUCGGACUCGGUGUCUCCUCUGGGGUUUCGGAUGACGAUGAAGCUUCUGAGACAGCCGCCGAUGAUGAUGCAAAAGAGACUGGAACCAGAGUAGUAGGUGGACCUGCUGGAACUGGUGUAGCUGGUACUGGCGCGGCUGGUGAUGAUGAUGAUGGUGACGAUGAGCCCAGUGUCACCACGGGUGCUGAUGCUGGCGAACCAUCGGCGACUGAUGUAGAUGAUGGUAGCGAGCCCUCUGACUCCGACAUCGCUACUGACGAUCAAGUAUCUGCUACUGACACAAACACUGAAGAUGAUAGCCAACCCACCACCGGCGGAUCUGGAGGAGACCCUGAAGCUACCAUCACAGAUGAUGCCGACAGAGGUUCGCCGACAGUCACCUUCUUCCGUCUAGGCCGUGGCCAAUUCAGAACAACACUCUUCAUCCCACCAGAAGCUACCAAUGAACCCUGGACCGUCAUCAUCGAAACGCCCGGCACAGAGACCCAAUCUGAAGGUGCGACGGCUCGCGGAGAAGAUGAUGUUCUUGCUACCGAGCCCGCAAUCACUGGAACUGCCAACAUCACACUCUUCAGAGCUGGAUCUAGUCCUCAGAGAAGAACCUUCUACAUCGCUGCUAGAGAGUCUGAUCAGCCUGGUACUGUCAUCAUCGAGACACCAACCUUUGCGACUGUUUCGCCGACUGUUACUGCGACGCCGAUUGCUUCCGAUGAUGGCCUUAGUGAAAGCUCUGCCAUUGAGAAUAAUAUCAGGCCUAAUGAGACAGUUUACAGCUCUGGCACUGGUUCUACUACCAGGACGCUGUAUAUCCCUCCAACUGGCUCAGGUGCACCUGGUAUCAUUAUUAUUGAGACACCCGCUUCAAGUGCUACUCCUACUGCUACUGGUACUGGAGACGAAGAUGAAGAUGAAGAUGAGGAUGAGGCUGAGGAUACUGCUACUGAUACCAGAUCUGGUACUACCAUCUUCACAGUAGGCACUGGGACAGUGACUACAACUAUCUUCAUCCCACCCGAGACCUUAGGUGAUCCUGGCACAUUCAUCGUCGAGACGCCCGCUUCAGGAACAGAUGACAACCCCGUUUCCGACAACGACGACGAGGAGGCUACUGGUUCCGAAGCAAUCAUCACACCAGCUCCCAGCGGCAUCAUCGAUCAAGAGGGCGAAGGCAAUCUCACACUCUACCGAUCCGGCGCAAGCUCGACCCGUCGCACGAUCUUCAUCCCACCGACAUCAAGCGGCGACAGAUGGACCGUCGUCAUCGAGACACCUUCAUCACAGACCGAGCUUUCAGAAACCGGAAUUGCAGCAACUGCGCCAGGUUUCCAAACAACACAAGCUUCAGUCACUGGAACUGCGAACUUCACUCUGUUCAGAGCUGGCCCUGCAACGACACGAAGAACAUUCUACAUCGCACCUACUACGACAGCUGAGCCCGGAACAAUUGUUAUUGAAACACCAACUUUUAGAUCUUCCAGUGGUCCCACUGCAAACCCUGCUACGACUACUGAUGCUAUUUCUGCUGCGUCGACUACUACUGUGAUUCUUCAGGGUAUCGGGACUAGGGCGACGACUUAUUAUUCUCCGCCAGCUAGUUCAGGUGACCCUGGUACUUUGUACAUUGAGAGUCCAGCGGUCGGUGGGACUCAAGAUCCUGAAGCUACUGAGACUGAUGACAGAACUGAUGGUGCGACGGGAACUGGUCUACCGCCUGGUGUUCUUCCCAAUGUCACCGUAUCUAGCGGUAUCGCGGGAUCUGUUACACAAACUGUGUACUUCCCUCCGGGUACUUCUGGAGAAGCUGGUACCUUUGUUAUCGAAUUUGGAACGGAUGGGCCUGCGGCCUCUGCAACUGGCGAUGCCGGUGGCGGCGACGACGAUGACGACGAAGAUGUCAUCUCGGCUGCUACUACGGUCACAAGCUCCAGAGGAGGAUCUGCUUCUACCACAAGAACGAUCUACAUCCCUCCUACAGCUUCCGGAGAGCCUGGAACUCUUAUUGUCGAGACACCUACCGGUGGCUCUGGAGCUAGCGCAACAGGGGAUGAGGAUGAUGCGGAAGAGACUGGUGAUCCUGACGAUGUCAUCUCGGCGACUACUACCACUACUAUCUACCGUGGUGGUCCUGCUUCGGUGACGAGAACGAUUUAUGAUCCACCUACAGCAUCUGGUGAACCUGGUACUCUUAUCAUCAUCACUCCCACAGGGGGAUCUGGAGCGAGCGCGACAGAUGAUGAUGACUCUCAGGGUACUGGCACUGCGUCUGCUACAGAUGAUGAUACCGACGAUGCUACCGCAACUGACUCUCGAACUGAUUCAGAUGAGGACAUCAUCUCAGCGACAACGACAACAACUGUCUACAGCGGUGGUCCUGCCGCGAUCACAAGCACGAUUUAUAUCCCUCCUACUGCUUCAGAUCAACCUGGUACCCUUAUCAUCGUGACACCUACCGGAGGCUCUGAUGCUAGUGCUACCGGCGAUGACGAUGCAGAGGAGACGGGCGAUAUUACCAUCACUGACAUCGGCAUAAUUGAAGCGACGACUACUUUCACUAGCUACAGAGGUGGCACAGAUUCAGUCACCAGGACUGUAUAUAUUCCUCCUACUGCCUCUGAUGAACCUGGAACACUCAUUAUUGAGACGCCUACAUCUGGGCCAGAUGAUGAUGAUGGUGAUGACGACUCUGGAGUCACAGGUACAGGGGCAAGCAGCCCAACUGCGGUUCUCACUUCCGGUCGGAAUGUGACCAUUUACACUGGUGGACCUGCUUCGUCUACCACAACGCGCUUCAUUCCUGCUACUGUGUCGGGUGAACAAGGGACCGUGGUCAUUGAGACUCCUACGGCAGGACCUCAGGCUACAGGCAUUGGUAAUGUGACCAUUGUUACUGGCGGUCCUGCGACCGUCACUCAGACUCGCUAUGUUCCUGCUGCAAUUACAGGCGAGCCUGGCACUAUUGUCAUCGAGACGCCCACUGGUGCUGGAGACAGACAGACAGCUACAGACGAUGAUGAUAGUACACUGCCUUCGGAAACCGGCAAUGACGCUACGAUAACCUCUCCCGGCAACGUUACCGUCACGAGUGGUAGACCUGGUUCAGCUACAAGCACUGUCUACAUCCCACCCACGGCUUCCGGGGAGACUGGAACUAUCAUCAUCGAAUACCCAACAGGUGACGAUGAUGGUAAUCCCGCGACCGGUACAGCUGAAGACGAUCCUAUCAUCAUUGCGCCUACUGCCUCGGGUGGUAACUCAACUAUCAUCCGUGGUGGUCCAGCCAGCGUUACUACAACCAUCUACAUCCCACCCACAGCAUCUGGCGAAGGCGGCAUUAUCAUAAUCGAGACACCUACAGGCAAUGAUGAUGAUACUGAUGCGUCUGAGACUGGAACUACCACAGAUGCCCCUGCUGCAACUGGCGGUCCUGGCAACACUACUAUCACCACUGGAGCCCCAGGAACAGCUACAGAGACCGUUUACUUCCCACCCGAUGACCCAAGCGAGAGCGGUACUGUUAUUGUAGUAACGCCUGCGUCAGCUACCACGGUCUAUAGCGGUGGUCCAGUCACUGCUCCAGUCACUCAAUUCAUCUCCGCAACAGCAUCCGGGGAGCUGGACACAGUACUCAUCGAGACACCAACCACAGGUGCAGAAGCUACGCGUUCUAGUACUACCGUUUUUGGUGGCGGCUCUGGUAGUACGACUAGAACUGUCGUUUUAUCUGCCACUGCAUCGGGCGAACCUGAUACUGUCUUCGUCAUCACACCUACUGCUGGUGGAGCGACAGGUUCAGAUGCUGGUGACGACGUUGAGGCAACUACUAUUACCCGUGGUGGCCCAGCGGCUGUUGAGACGACUAUCACUGUUACCGGUGUUUCUGGACAGCCUGAUACCGUUUACGUUGAGACUCCGACGAGGUCUGCUGGAGAUGACCCGGCAGAGACCGGCGAUGACACUGAUCGUGAAGAUGAUGCAAUCACCACUAUUACCAGAGGCGGCCCAGCUUCCGUCGCAACGACAAUUACAGUUACUGGAGUUUCUGGACAGCCGGACGUAGUUUAUGUUGAGACCCCGACAAGGUCCGCUGGCGAAGAAGAUGCUGAGGUUACGACGAUCACCAGAGGCGGCCCAGCCUCUGUAGCAACUACAAUUACUGUCACUGGUGUAUCGGGUCAACCUGACGUUGUCUACGUGGAGACUCCCACUGGCGAUGAUGAUGGCGCGGUCACAACGAUCACCCGAGGUGGUCCCGCUUCAGUCGCGACGACAAUAACGGUGACUGGUGUAUCUGGCCAGCCGGAUAUCGUGUAUGUGGAAACACCUACGGGCGGCGCAGCUUCGGAAACUGAUGGCGAACCUGCGCCCACGACAAUUACGAGAGGAGGAACAGCCUCUGUCGCAACCACGGUUACUGUCCAAGGUGUAUCUGGAGAACCAGAUACUGUCUACGUGGUAACUCCUACUACUGGCACAGCUUCAGAGACUGAUAAUAACGGACUUGAGCCUACAACAAUUACCAGAGGUGGGCCAGCUUCGGUCGCCACAACUGUUACCAUCCCCGGCACACCAGGAGGUCGGGAUACCGUUUACGUGGAAACCCCGACUGGUGUUGGGGCCACUACAUUCACCAGAGGUGGUCCGGCUACAGUAGAGACAACAGUCACUGUUACAGGCGCAUCUGGGGAACCAGAUACUGUCUACGUGGAGACACCUACCGGAUCAGUUACAGUCUCGGCUUCUGGCACCGAUGAUGACGAAGAUGAAGGCGAGGCCACUACGAUCACCAGAGGCGGACCGGCUUCAGCCGAAACAACAAUCACUGUCACAGGAGCUUCAGGUCAACCCGAUACUGUCUACGUUGAGACUCCUACUGGAUCGGCUAGAGAGUCCGCUUCCGCGUCAGAUGCUGGUGAUGAUGAACCUGAGGCUACCACAAUUACCCGUGGCGGCCCUGCAUCAGUUGCAACCACAAUUACCAUUUCAGGCGCCUCUGGCCAACCAGACACUGUUUAUGUCGAGACCCCAACAUCCUCUGGGCAGACUGACAUCGAUACAGCUAUUGCUACUACUAUUACCCGUGGUGGACCGGCCUCAGCUGCAACGACUGUCACUAUUCAGGGCAGCUCAGGCCAGCCGGGUACGGCUUAUAUAGUAACUCCAACAAGCGCAGCCUCGGAUACUAGUGAUGAGAUCGAGACUACCACAAUUACCCGCGGUGGCCCAGCCUCAGUUGCGACCACAGUCACUAUACCAGGCGCAUCGGGUCAACCGGACACUGUUUAUGUCGAGACCCCGACAGACACAGCUGAUAUCAAUACAUCCUUGGCUACCACCAUUACACGUGGUGGAACCGCCUCAGUUCCUACAACUGUCACUGUUCAAGGUAAUUCCGGCCAGCCAGGUACAGCCUAUGUUGUAACUCCGACCGACGCAGCUUCUGAAACUGUCGAUGAAGACGGUGUUACUACGAUUACUCGUGGUGGACCGGGCUCGGUUGCAACUACCAUUACCUUUACGGGUGUGUCAGGCCAGCCAGAUGUAGUCUAUGUCGAGACUCCGACUACAGGACCCUCGGAGACUGGUGACGAGAGCGAGGUUACUACAAUUACUAGAGGCGGACCUGCCACCGUGGCUACAACUAUUACUGUCACUGGUGCAUCAGAUCAGCCAGAUACGGUUUACGUCGAAACUCCCACUGGCUCAGCUGCGGAGGAUGAUGCUACUACCAUCACUCGAGGUGGACCAGCGUCAGUGGCAACAACGAUUACUGUGACAGGCGUAUCAGGUCAACCAGAUACAGUUUAUGUCGAAACCCCAACUACUGGUGCAGCUCAAGCUACCACCAUCACCAGAGGCGGACCUGCCGCUGUAGCUACCACGGUUACAGUUACUGGAGCAUCAGGUCAGCCUGAUACAGUUUAUGUUGAAACGCCAACUGGCUCAUCUGACGAUGAUGAGAUUGAGGCUACUACCAUUACCAGAGGCGGCCCUGUCUCAGAGGCCACGACAAUCACUAUCCCUGGUACAACUGGUCAGCCAGAUGUUGUCGUUAUUGAGACACCUGAAGCUUCAGCGACUAACGACGACGACGAGGAGGUCCAAUAUACCACUAUCAUUCGAGGUGGCCCUGUGACAGCUGCUACUAUUGCCACCAUUCCUGGUGUUUCGGGUGGUCCUGACACUGUCUUUAUCGAGACACCAACUACCUCGGGUGCCGGUGUUGAGGCUACCACGAUCACUACAGGUGCCCCUGUCUCUGUCGCGACAACAAUCACUAUUCCCGGCGUGUCAGGCGCUCCAGAUACCGUCCUCAUCCAGACACCAACCGAGUCCAGCGACGACGAAGAACCUUCAGCUACCGGUGAUGAUGAUGAGGAGGAGGAGAUAGCUACUACCAUUACCCAGGGAGGUCCGGUAACGACUGCAACUACAAUCACCCUCCCUGGCGAAUCUGGCGAGCCUGGCACAGCCGUUGUGGAGACGCCGACUGGUGUUGUUGUUACUCCUCAAGGUCGACCCAACACGACGGUCUACACAGGUGGUUCUGUCACAGCCCCUCAGACAAGAUAUGUAUCAGCUACAGUUUCUGGCGAGCUCGAUACAAUCAUUGUCGUAACACCGACUGCUGCUGAUGAUGUUGAGUAUACCACGACUGUCAGAGGCGGAUCCGGCACUGCUACUCGUACUAUCACCUUGGAGCCUGAUUCUCCUGAUGAUCUUGGAACUGUUAUUAUCGAGACUCCAACGGGCUCUGCUGGUGAUGAAGAUGAAGAGACUGCCACCGAUGGCGACACGACUGCGACCGCUACUGACGACACUGAGGACGUCGAGUAUACUACUAUCACUAGUGGAGGUUCCGGCACAGCCACUCGCACUAUCACGCAGCAACCUGAUGAUCCCGAUGAACUUGGAACGGUUAUUGUUGUGACUCCGACAGGCUCUGGUGGAGAUGAGGAUGAGACGGCAACGGAUUCCAAUACUUCGGCUACUGCCACGGACGAUGCUGACGAUGUUGAGUACACUACUAUUACCAGUGGUGGAUCAGGAACUGUCACUCGCACAAUCACACAGGAGCCCGACUCCCCUGGUGAACUCGGCACCAAGAUCGUGAUCACCCCAACCAGGUCUCCUGGUGAUGAUGAGAUUGAGUAUACCACCACUACCAGAGGUGGAUCCGGAACUGUUACACGCACAGUUACAUUGCGGCCUGACUCUCCCGACGAACUUGGUACGGUUAUUAUCGAGACCCCCACGGGAGCUGAUGAUGGCGAUAGUGAGGCCUCAGCUACUCCUACUGCUACAGUUGAUACGGAUGAGAUUGAAUACACUACCACUACCAGAGGCUGGUCUGGUACUGCCACACGUAUAGUUACACUGCAGCCUGACUCUCCUGAUGAGUUUGGCACAGUUAUAGUCGAGACUCCCACCGGAACCGACAAUGACGAUGAUGAACCAUCUGCUACUGCUACAGAUGGCGCAGAUAUUGAGUAUACGACUACUACCAGAGGGUGGUCCGGUACUGCUACACGCACAGUUACAUUGCAACCGGAUUCUUCCGAUGAACCCGGUACAGUCAUCGUUGAAACCCCCACAGGAGCUAAUGAUGACGACGAUGAGGCAUCAGCUACUCCUACAGAUGAAAUCGAGUAUACAACGGUCUUCAGUGGUGGCCCUGUCACUGCCAGCGUCACAAGAACGCUUCAGCCUGGCUCCCCAGGAGACUUGGGUACCGUUGUCAUUGAAACACCAACUGAAUCUACGGACUAUGAUCAGUACACCACUGUAUUUGUUGGUGGUCCCGCCAAUGUUCCUCGAACUACCACCAUCUCCCCAGCAUCAUCGGGAGGACUUGGCACUGUUCGUAUUGAGACACCCACCGCCCCUGUCAAUGAAGAUAUCGAGUACACGACGGUCUUCACCGGAGGAUUAGUGACAGGUUCACGAACGAUCACACUCGCUCCAGGAUCUUCAGGAGACAUGGGUACUGUGAUCGUCGAAACACCAACUGGUGCCCCUGGGGAUGAUGAUGAUGAUGACGAGGUUGAAUACACGACAAUCUUCAGCGGAGGACCAGUUACUGCAUCUAGAACGAGGACCCUCGCUCCGGGCACUGCAGGUGGUCUCGGCACUGUCAUCAUUGAGACACCCACUGGUGCGUCUGAUGAUGAGAUCGAGUAUACUACGAUCUUCACUGGUGGUCCAGUUACAGCGUCUACAACCAGAACACUGGCCCCAGGUACCGCCGGCGGUCUUGGUACUGUUAUCGUCGAAACACCCACUGGAGCCGAUAAUGAAGAGAAUCCAACUGCCACAGAAACUGAUGACGAGAUCGAGUACACCACCGUCUUCAGUGGAGGUCCAGUAACUGCAUCGCGAACAACUACCUUGGCACCUGAUCAGCCUGGUGACUUGGGCACAGUCGUCAUUGAAACACCGACUGGUACUAUUGAUGAUGGCGACAGAGACCCUAGUGCUACAGCUACGGACGACGAGAUUGAGUACACUACUGUCUUCACUGCUGCGGAUGUUACUGCUUCAAGGACUACCACUCUCGCGCCCGGUGCUCCUGGUGAUCUCGGCACAGUCGUUAUUGAAACGCCCACUGCUGCGGAUGACGAUGAGAUCGAGUACACUACUAUCUACAGCGGCGGAUCCGUUACCGCUGAAAGAACGACCACUCUGGCUCCUGGAGAGCCCGGAGACCUCGGAACAGUCAUCGUCGAGACCCCUGCUGCCUCACCGAUUGACACUACCACUGCGACAAUCAGCGGAGAACCAGUUGUGAUCGUGAGGUUCCCCAACACUACCAUCUACAGUGGUUAUACCGGAUCUACCACACAAACGCUUUACUACCCUCCUGCUUCAGACGCAACAAGUGCCCAGGGUACUGUGGUCAUUGAGACACCUACUUCUGGUUUCGAGCCGUAUAAUGUUACCCGUACUGUUGGCGGCCCUGCUUCUGUUAGAACGACUAUCUACAUUCCUCCUACAGCGUCUGGUGAGCCUGGUGAGGUUAUUAUUCAGACACCAACAGCUUCAGCCAGCGCCACUGCAGAAGAGCCACUUGGCAUGAAUACAACACUCUACAGUGGUGGUCCAGGUUCAGUUGAGACGACUAUCUACUACCCACCUGCAACAGAUGAUCCCGAUAGAGUCGGCACAGUGGUCGUUCAAACGCCUACGGCUGGAGCUCCUGCAACUACAUCAGCAUUCGUUAUCGCGAACGUUACAAUUACGGUAGGCGGUCCAGCAGGUAUCACCACAACAGUCUACGUUCCUCCCUUAUCGUCCAACGAACCUGGAACAAUCAUCAUCCAGACCCCAACAACCACUCUCGAACCAACGUCAGCUUCACCAGUACAGAACAUCACCCGCACGGUCGGAGGACCAGCUUCAGUCCCAGAAACAAUUUACAUUCCUCCCACUGCACCCGGAGAACCUGGAACAGUCCUCAUUCAAACACCAACAGCAGGCUCGGCUACCGCUGCACCAGCUGCUACUACAUCUGCACCGAUCGUUCCUACAACCAAUACUACGAUCUUUAUAGCUGCGCCAAGCACUGCUACAGCUGGCACAACCCUCUACGUACCACCGACUGCCAGCGGAGAGCCAGGAACUGUUAUCGUGCAGACUCUUGUUGCAACGACUGGCCCGAUCACGUCUGCUUCAAUUACACCCGCACCGAUCGUUCCCACAACCAACACAACGAUCUUUGUCGCUGCUGCAGCUACGGCUACAGUUGAGACUACGCUUUAUGUACCGCCUACGGCUAGUGGAGAGCCGGGCACUGUUAUUGUUCAGACUCUUGUUGCUACGCCUUCUUCUGCUUCGAUGGUGUCGGUUAGCUUGGAGACUCCUGUUACUACGGUCAGCUCUUCUAGCUCGGCCGCUCCUCCAGCGGCGACAUCUACCUCCAUUAGUGUAGCUGCUCCUGCUGCGUCGUCGACUUCAAGUAGCGCUGUUGUUGUGCCUCCCACAUCGACUUCAAGCAGUCCUGCCGUGGUGGUUCCAACGACUUCGUCAAGCAGUGCCGCUGUGGUUCCAACUACUUCUUCUUCGAGUGCUGCUGUCGUGGUUCCCUCAACAUCAUCCUCAACCAGCGCUCCGGCGGCUGUCUCAACAAGCACAUCUGCCCCUGCAGUCGUCGUACCACCAACCACUACAUCAAGCCGCUCAUCAACAUCCACCUUCCCAUCACCUGUCGGCAUGCCAACCUUCAACUGCGACGGCUUCGGCUACAUCGUCUCAAGCUUGCUCCGCCCCAGUCUCACAAGAGUUAAUCUCAUCACCGGCGCCCGAACGACUAUCUACGAUGGCAUCGGUCCCGGUCUGGGCAUUAACGGUGUCGGAUUCAACCCUACUGACGGCUACAUCUAUGGCUUUGCAACCCAGGGUCUUCUUGUCAAUCUUCUUUGUGGUCUACUCGGAUGUCCCCAGUCGCAGCUCAUCCGUAUUGCCAGCAACGGCAAUUGGGAACUUCUCCCACUUGUUCUCCAAACGCAGACGAUUAGCAUGGGUGAUUUUGAUGAUCAGGGCCGCCUGUUCGUUUCAGAGGGUGGAAAGAAAUGGUGGUCUAUCAAUCUAGCGAAGGGUAAUCGGAACUUUGGAAAGCAAAUUGCGGAGGGUACUUCAAGCGCGGAUCUGCUUAGCGGUGUUGGUGAUUGGAGUUACGUCCCUGGCGGAGGCACUUAUCUCUAUUCUGUCCAGGCAUCAGUCCUCGAGUCAGGUCUUCUGCAGACCAAUAUUGUGCGCUGGUCUACAUCCACAAACAAGUGGGAGGCCUUCAGAUCCUACCCCGGAAUUCUCCUUACAGCGCUUAAUCUGGUUUGGGGUGCUACGAUUGCUGCACCGAACAAUGUACUGUUUGCGCAGGAGAACAUCUUGGGUCAGACGUGGAGGUUCGAUUUGGCAAGCGGGGCGAGUCCCGUGGCUAUCCAAGGAGGCAAUAUCUUGAACUUGAAUGGUGAUGGAGCGAAGUGCGCAACUGGCGCUGUUGUUUAA
Fusarium coffeatum is the source of this 14784-nucleotide messenger RNA. RefSeq lists its product as uncharacterized. NCBI's taxonomy places the organism in Eukaryota, Fungi, Ascomycota, Sordariomycetes, Hypocreales, Nectriaceae. Bases 1 to 14784 code for a protein of 4927 amino acids. Gene Ontology annotation, biological process: cell adhesion. The transcript has a single exon. The record is from RefSeq and is a predicted model, not a curated record.